CUGCCGAGUGCUCCCCUGAGGGCGCCUGUCUUAUUACCAGGUCUUUGUGGGGACUUUGCCAGCCCUGCUGUGACCCUGGCUGGGUGGGGGGUGGGGUGAAAACGUGUGCCACGGGAGUGAGAUGCAGCACGGGAGGUCACCUGCACUGGGCAGCUUCUCCAGGUACACCGGCGCUUGUUCAGAGCAGGGCUACCCAUCUCCCACUGCCAAGCUUGUGGUUCUAGGUGCUCUGCAAGAACCUGCACCUGCCCCCCCCCCUUGCUCCCCAGCUUAAAAGGGUCCGGUCUGCCGCCAAACAGCAGGCAAAGGAUGCUGGGACCAGGCAGCUGCUGGUGGGAGCGGCCAAGAGGUCUCUGGACGGGGGAAGAGGAUUAGGUGACAGUCCCCUAACCCAGCCCGGAACUAACACCCCCGCCCGCCAUCCCUCCCACACCCCAGCCUGCCCCCUGAAGCCUGUCGGAGCUCAGAAUAACCCAAGGACCAGCCGGGAUGGCAGGGGCUCUGCUGGGCGCGCUGCUCCUCCUGCGGCUCCUGGGUGCCAGUGAGGGGGAGAACGAGGAGCUGCGUCUUUACCACCAUCUCUUCGACAACUAUGACCCCGAGUGCCGGCCUGUGAAGGAGCCUGAAGAGACAGUCCCCAUCACCCUCAAGGUCACCCUGACCAACCUCAUCUCCCUUAACGAGAAAGAGGAGACCCUGACCACCAGCGUCUGGAUCGGAAUCGUGAGUCAGCUCUGGGGGGCAGCAGGAGGUCUCGACCCCCUCCCCCAAACUCCUGGCCGGCACAAGGUGGGAAAUGCAGGGGACUUGUGCGACCGUCCUCACUCCUUAGGACUGGCAGGAUUACCGACUCAACUACAGCAAGGACGAUUUUGGGGGCGUGGAGACCCUGCGGGUGCCUUCAGAACUCGUCUGGCUCCCAGAGAUUGUGCUGGAAAACAAGUGAGCAUCGUUGGGUUGGGUUUGGUGGAAGGCGGUGGGGCCUGGAGCCUGGGGCUGCACCUGGCGGGGGCUGGGCUUGCUGGGAGGGCAGGGGGUGGCAGCCCGGCCGACGCCGGCUCUCUCGGGGUCCCUAGCAUUGACGGCCAGUUCGGCGUGGCCUACGACGCCAACGUGCUGAUCUACGAGGGCGGCUACGUGAGCUGGCUGCCCCCUGCCAUCUACCGCAGCACCUGCGCCGUGGAGGUUACCUACUUCCCUUUCGACUGGCAGAACUGCUCGCUCGUCUUCCGCUCGCAGACCUACAAUGCGGAAGAGGUGGACUUCGUCUUCGCGGUGGACGACGAGGGCGAAACCAUCAGCAAGAUCGACAUCGACACUGAGGCCUACACAGAGAAUGGCGAGUGGGCCAUCGACUUCUGCCCCGGGCUGAUCCGCCGCCUGGACGGCGCCUCCCCAGGCGGCCCGGGGGUGGUCGAUGUCAUCUACACGCUCAUCAUCCGCCGGAAGCCGCUCUUCUACGUCAUCAACAUCAUCGUGCCUUGCGUGCUCAUCUCGGGCCUGGUGCUGCUCGCCUACUUCCUGCCGGCGCAGGCCGGCGGCCAGAAGUGCACGGUGUCCAUCAACGUCCUGCUGGCCCAGACAGUCUUCCUGUUCCUGAUCGCGCAGAAGAUCCCAGAAACGUCGCUGAGCGUCCCGAUGCUGGGCAGGUACCUCAUCUUCGUCAUGGUGGUUGCCACGGUCAUCGUCAUGAACUGCGUCAUCGUGCUCAACGUGUCCCUGCGGACGCCCACCACGCACACCAUGUCCCCUCGGCUGCGCCACGUCCUGCUGGAGCUGCUGCCCCGCCUCCUGGGUUCGGGCGCGCCCCCCGAGGCUCCCCGGGCCACCUCACCGCCCAGGCGCGCUUCGUCUGUGGGCCUGCUGCUCCGGGCCGAGGAGCUGAUACUGAAAAAGCCGCGGAGCGAGCUCGUGUUUGAGGGGCAGAGGCACCGGCACGGGGUCUGGACCGCUGCCCUCUGCCAGAGCUUGGGCGCCGCCGCCCCCGAGGUCCGCUGCUGCGUGGACGCCGUGAACUUCGUGGCCGAGAGCACGCGGGACCAGGAGGCCUCCGGCGAGCUCGUGUCCGCCCCUCCCCAGGAGGUGUCCGACUGGGUGCGCAUGGGGAAGGCCCUGGACAACGUCUGCUUCUGGGCCGCCCUGGUGCUCUUCGGCGUGGGGUCCAGCCUCAUCUUCCUCGGGGGCUACUUGAACCGAGUGCCCGAGCUGCCCUACCCGCCGUGCAUGUAGACGGCGCCCCCCCGCACCCGUUUCUGGAGGAAACCGAUUUUGAAAGCCGCGCUGCGGGCCCCUGCUGCGGUGCGGUCCUGUGCUCGCUGCGGCAAUAAAUCUGUGCCAACUUC
Messenger RNA from Mustela lutreola (European mink), 2342 nucleotides. It is a transcript of the gene CHRNE, whose product is annotated as cholinergic receptor nicotinic epsilon subunit. The record is from RefSeq and is a predicted model, not a curated record. Gene Ontology annotation, biological process: signal transduction; chemical synaptic transmission; nervous system process. The transcript is spliced from 10 exons. NCBI's taxonomy places the organism in Eukaryota, Metazoa, Chordata, Mammalia, Carnivora, Mustelidae. Gene Ontology annotation, molecular function: transmembrane signaling receptor activity; acetylcholine-gated monoatomic cation-selective channel activity. Gene Ontology annotation, cellular component: synapse; postsynaptic membrane; neuron projection. Bases 490 to 2229 code for a protein of 579 amino acids.